Phycodurus eques (leafy seadragon) is the source of this 6209-nucleotide messenger RNA. It is a transcript of the gene f3a, whose product is annotated as coagulation factor IIIa. Lineage: Eukaryota; Metazoa; Chordata; Actinopteri; Syngnathiformes; Syngnathidae. The coding region runs from base 123 to 1055 and encodes 310 amino acids. Gene Ontology annotation, molecular function: protein binding. Gene Ontology annotation, biological process: blood coagulation. Gene Ontology annotation, cellular component: membrane. The transcript has 7 exons. The record is from RefSeq and is a predicted model, not a curated record.
CAUGCAAGCGUCAGUUGAAGAGGUCGGUUGAGCGCUGUAUACUAACACAGCCUCUAAGAACAAACUACAGCAGACACAUUUUCAGGUGGAUUAUACAAACUGUGGAAUUUAUUUACCACAGAAUGCUGGCGACAAAAUGGACACAAGCAGCUCUGGCGCUGCUCAUACUCGCCUUUCUCUACUCAAACGCCGUCACAGCUGCAGAGAUUUUGGUCAUAGUCAUGGUCAUUGGUGAUGUUGCAACUUUGAUACAAUGGUCUUAUCCCAGUGCACAGACCGUCAGCUGGAAAUCUACCAACUUUAAAACCAUUCUGACUUGGGAGCCAUUACCAACAGAUUACUCAUACACUGUGGAGUUCUCUGUGGUGUCAAGGGACAAACAGAGGAACUCUAAUUGCAUACGUAUCUCGACAACUAUGUGUGAUCUGACCAGUUCACUGACUGACUUAAAUGCCUGCUAUGUAGCCGAUGUCCUCUCUGAACCUCCACUGGGAGCAACCUCUGACCUCACCGAGUUUCCCUAUACAAGCUCAUCACGAUUCUGCCCCUCCAAUGACACUGAUAUAGGCAGACCUGAUUUCAAGCUGGAGGUGAGCAACAACAAAAAGAAGACUACACUGCAUGUGACUGACCCACUCACUGCAUUGUUUAAAGAUGAUCAUCAGCUGAACAUCAGAGACAUUUUCUUAGAGAAGCUACACUAUAAGGUUACAUAUCGUAGAAAUAAGAGCUCUGGCAAGAAAGUGUUCAUCUCAAAGACCAGCAUAAUAGAGCUGACUGAUCUGGAUCAAGGAGAAAGCUACUGUUUUAACGUUCAGGCCUUUAUUCCAAGCCGCAAUAUCAAUAAACAGCUGGGAGAGUUGAGCCAAACUCAGUGCUCUGAUGAUGACAAACACUCCAUCUUUGAAGUCUAUUCAGUGGGUGUGAUUGCAACUGCCAUCCUCCUCAUCCUGGUGCUGAUCAUCAUCAUAACAGUAGUCACAAUAGUAUGCUGCAGGCGCAAGAAGACCACCCUCCAAACUGAAAAGGAAGGAGUUCCACUCCAGAGUGUGUAGAGGGUUCUUAUCACAGUAACAUAUUAGUAAUACGGUAUACAGUAGCUACAGAUAUAGCUCAAUGGAUGAACAUAAAACUACUCCCAAGAUUUUUUUUUUUUUUAACACGACAAUCCACAUUUUGGUUUCUGUGAAACCCACUUUUGAAUUUAUCAGCCAUUCUGUAGGCUAUUUUAGAAAAUAAUGUAGAACAUGGCGGCAGGGUUAACGACUGGUUAGCACAUCUGCCUCACAGUUCUGAGGACCGUGGUUCCAAUCCUGGCCCCACCUGUUUGGAGUUUGCAUGUUUUCCCCGUGCCUGCGUGGGUUUUCUCCGGGCACUCCGGUUUCCUCCCACAUCACAAAAACAUGCAUGGUCGCUUAAUUGACAACUCUUAAUUGCCCAUAGGUGUGAAUGUGUGUGCGAAUGGUUGUUUGUUUGUAUGUACCCUGCAAUUGGCUGUUGACCAGUUCAGGGUGUACCCCGCCUCUCGCCCGAAGAUAGCUGGGAUAGGCUCCAGCAUCCCAUGACCCUUGUGAGGAUAAGCGGUACAGAAAAUGGAUGGAUGAAUAUAGAACACGCUAAAUCACAGUGAAAACUCCUGCCACAUGAAUCUUUACUAACGGUAUUAUCAUCACCUCAGUGGAAGCUCCAGACUUCUUUGCCACCUCUGCUUAUUCCACUAAGGCUCAAGUUUUCCUAUUAUUUUAAUUUUUAAUUUUUACACGUUACGGUACUAGCAGCACGGUGUACAACUGGUUAGCACAUAUGCCUCACAGUUCUGAGGACCCGUGAUCAAUCCCCGGCCCUGCCUGUGUGGAGUUUGCAUGUUCUCCCCUUGCCUGCGUGGGUUUUCUCCGGGCGCUCCGGUUUCCUCCCACAUCCCAAAAACAUGCAUUAAUUGGAGACUUUGAAUUGCCCGUAGGUGUGACUGUGAAAACUCUGUAACUCUUCAAGAAUAAAGUUGUUUUUUUUUUAAUGAUAAAAAACUGAAAAAAACUCUUACCCACAUAAAGAUACUGUAAACUGCACUGGUUAAUUGGUCUCUCUUCACUCAUACAGACAAAUUCACUGGUCCACUCAUUGGCAAGACCCCACCCUGUCUUUGCUCUCUUCUCACCAUACAUACCACCACACACCCUCUCCGUUUCAACAGUUUUAUUAACCUCUUCGUUCUUUAAGUCCGCAUUAAAUUUAGUCGAUAUUUUCAAUUUUCUGCCCCAAACUACUGGAACACUGCAACAAAUAAAAUUUGUUUGUUAAAAUCUUUCACCCCAAUAUCAUUUUGUUUCUAAAUUAUGCUAGGUAAAUUUAUUUUGUUGGUUUUAUUUCUUAAAGUGCUAUAUAAAUAAAAGUGAGUUGAGUGAGUAUAUGUAUUUGUAUUUGCUUUAAUUUUUGCUUUGUUUUAAAUCUAAAUCAAUGAAAAUAUUCUCUAUUACUUUACCUGGAUAAAUAAAGGUUAAACUAAUAAAUAAAGUCUGAUGUAUUUGAGAAAAAGUCAUAAAGAUGAAGAAGUCUUUUAAAAAAAAUCACAAAAGUCACACUUAUUUUGAGAAUAAAGCCGUAUCUCAUAAGAAUAAGGUUGCAUUUUGGGAAAAGAAAAAAAACAUUUUACAGGAAUACUUUUGUCAUUUCAUGUGAAUAACGUCGGAUUAUCACAAGAAAAUGUUACAAGAGCAGUCCUUUCACUUUUAUUUUGUAUAUUAAAUAAAUAUAAUAAUAAUAAUAAUAGGCGGCACGGUGGACGACUGGUUAGAGCGUCAGCCUCACAGUUCUGAGGACCAGGGUUCAAUCCCCGGUCCCACCUGUGUGGAGUUUGCAUGUUCUCCCCUGUGCCUGCGUGGGUUUUCUCCGGGCACUCCGGUUUCCUCCCAGCAUCCCAAAAACAUGCAUGAAUUGGAGACUCUAAAUUGCCCGUAGAUGUUAAUGUGAGUGCGAAUCGUUGUUUGUUUGUAUGUGCCCUGCAAUUAGCUGGCAACCAGUUCAGGGUGUACCCCGCCUCCUGCCCGAUGAUAGCUGGGAUAGGCUCCAGCACGCCCGCGACCCUACUGAGGAGAAGCGGCUCAGAAAAUGGAUGGAUGGAUAAUAAUAAUAUUGGCGUGUUCAAUACUUUUUCCCUGUGUCAUUUCACAUUAUUACACACAACUUAAUUUAAUUUAAUAAUUGAUCUUAUUUGUUCUACUUUCUUUGUAUGUAUGGAUUACUUGGGUUGUUCCCAACAUCUGGGGAAAUUUUCAUGUCAAUAGCACCUUUGGAAAUAUAUUUAGUGAGAAGAAUGGUGGUGUUAAAUAUUUAUUUCAGCCGCUGUAUAUAGAAAUAAGACCAUUUAUUUUGCUUUCUGCUAUUGUGUGAAUUCUAAAUAGGUACCUCAUCCUGGCACUUCAGCUAGAAAGCUUGAGUGACAAAGAAGGCCAAUUUGUAAAAGCAGAAAAAAAGACAGCGUCCCCGACAAAGUUGGGUGGUAGUGUUAAAUUUAGGUGGAGUGGUGACUUCUUAAUAAUUUUCAUCCAUCCAUCCAUUUCCUUCCGCAGCCCAAGCUGGCAAGUCUAAACUUCCCUCUCCCCAGCCACUUCGUCCAACCCUUCCCGUGGGAUCCUGAGGCGUUCCCUAGGCAGGAUGGCUCCUCUCAAUGCAAAGGAGCAGCAGCUCGACUCUGAGCCCCUCCCGGAGGACCAAUCUUCUCACCCUCUCUCUAAGGGAGAGAAGGUCGCUUGUAUCUGCGAUCUUGUCCUUUCGGUCACAACCCACAGCUCAUGACCAUAGGUGAGGGUAGGAACCUUUUGGCUCAGCUCGUUCUUCACCACGACAUACUGACCACGACUAAGGACCAUGGCCUGAAAUUUGGAGGUGCUGAUUUUCAUACCAGCCAGUUCACACUCGGCUGUGAACCGCUCCAGCAAGAGUUGAGGAUCACGGCUUGAUGAAGCCAUCAGAACCACAUCAUCUGCAAAAACCAGAGACCCAAUAUUGAGGCGACCAAACUGGACCUCCUCAACACCUCGGCUGCACCUAGAAAUUCUGUCCAUAAAAAUCAAGAACAGAAUAGGUGACAAAGGGCAGCCUUGACCUUACCAGGGAGGUUGAGGAGUGUGAUCCCCCUAUAGUUGGAACACACCCUCCAGUCUCCCUUCUUAAAAAGGGGGACCACCACCCCAGUCUGCCAAUCCAGAGGCACUGUCCCUGAUGUCCACGCGAUGUUGCAGAGGCGUGUUCGCCAAGACAGCCCCACAACAUCCAGAAGCCUUUAGGAACUUUGGGUGGAUCUCAUCCACCCCUGGGGCCCUUCCACAGAGGAGCUUUUUGACAACCUCAGUGACUUAAACUCCAGAGAUAGGAGAACCCACCUCAGACUCUGCUUCCUCAUAGGAAGGCCUGUCAGUGGAAUUGAGGAGGUCUUCGAAGUAUUCGGCCCACCAACUCACAACAUCCCGAGUUGAGGUCAGCAGCACCCUGGCGCCACUAUACACAGUGUUGACGGUGCACUGCUUCCCACUCCUGAGACGCCAGAUGGUGGACCAGAAUUUCCUCAAAGCCGUCCAGAAGUCGUUCUCCUUGGCCUCACCAAACUCCUCCCACGCCCUAGGUUUUCCCCUAUGUUUGAACAUGGUGUUUCUUAUGGACAGUCCUUGAUGAGCACAGAAGUCCAAUUACAAAACACCGCUCAGGUUCUGAUUGGUGGUGCCGUACUUCUCAAUCACGCCCUUCCAAGGUCUCACUGUCAUUGCACACGUGACCGUUAAAGUCCUCCAGAAGAACAAGGGAUUCCCCAGCAGGGGCACUGUCCAGCACCCCCUCUAAUGACUCCAACAAGGGUGGGCACUCUGAGCUGCUGUUUGGUGCAUAUACACAAACAACAGUUAGGACCCGUUCCCCCACCCAAAGGUGGAGGGAGCCUACCCUUUCGGAUACUGGGGUGAACCCCAACGUAAAGGCCAGCUAGGGGUGCAAUCAGUAUGCCCACACCUGCUUGGUACCUCUCACCAUGGGCAACUCCUGAGUGGAAGAGAGUCCAACCCCUCUCAAGAGGACUGGUACUGGAUACCAAGUUGUUUGUCGAGGUGAGCACGACUAUGUCUAGCCGGAAUUUCUCAACAUCACGCACCAGCUCAGGCUAUUUUCCCUGCCAGAGAGUUGACAUUCCAGGUCCCGAGAGCCAGCUUCUGCAGCUCGUGUACCCAUGUUGCCUCUUCGAGCUGUGCCCCAUGGGUGCAGGCCUGCCCACCAGGCACUCGCCAUCGAACUCGUCCAGGCUUGGCUUCAGAUGGUGUCCAUUUACAGUAGAGGGGUGUAACAAUUAAUGUAAUUAACGAUUAAUAUUCCUACGAUCCAGUUGGAUCGAUAUGUCCUUAGCCUUACGGACUAAAAUAUAUCGAUUUAAAUCGUUUUAAAAGGUAAUCAAUCGAUUGUGUCAAUACUAGGAGACUAUAUGGAUGCACAUGGUUUUUAGCACUUUUAAUGAUAAAGACGUUAAACGUUACUCAAUUAAGAAUUCCUGUCUGUGAUGUCGCAGUGGAUCAUGGAAGUAUCAAACAGUGUAGUUUUUUUCUGGCACUAUUGAGUGGGCUGGUCUGAGAAACGUGCAGUGCAGGAAAUAUGACAGCGCACCGCGCCAGUGAGCAGAGCGCUAAACUGAACAAGUGGCAAAGGUUGAAUCAAGGACACUGGACCGUUCUUUUUUGUUGAAGACGUGAGGGAAUGUCCUGUGAAGCUUCAAAUCAGAAGAAUGGAUGCAUUUUGGUUUUGCAGUUGUAAAAAAAUUAUUGAGGAGAAAGCAUGACGGGCAAGCGAUAAACUGUUUGCUGACCACCGCUGCCAUCAACAAGUCAUGGAAUAUAAGUAAAAUGUAAAGCCCCAAUCACCUGGAACCAAGAAGCAAGCAAGGCCAAACAUCAAUUCUUGAGACAUUUCAACCAGGUUUUCUUUAUGAUUGCAAGCUCGAGAGCGAAAACGUUGGUAAACACGCUUGAGCCACGGUACAAUAUUUCAUCACGGACUUCAGCAAAACGCUAACACCAACGCUUUAUUAAGACACAAAGACCGAAGUAGUGAAAGAGAGCAUUAAGCAGACAUACUGUGUCUCACUCAUGACUUGGACAUCACGAGCUUCUCAGAGCUAUGUAAACACUAUGUUACACAUGACCAUUAUGUGGGUAAUAAUAAAUAUAAUUAGAACA